Lingula anatina is the source of this 4762-nucleotide messenger RNA. Its product is annotated as DNA polymerase kappa. NCBI's taxonomy places the organism in Eukaryota, Metazoa, Brachiopoda, Lingulata, Lingulida, Lingulidae. Gene Ontology annotation, molecular function: DNA-directed DNA polymerase activity; damaged DNA binding. Gene Ontology annotation, cellular component: nucleus. The record is from RefSeq and is a predicted model, not a curated record. Gene Ontology annotation, biological process: error-prone translesion synthesis.
CCCGCUAAUGAGAGAAUGGUUUUAAGUUGUCACGUACUUUACGUGAGUAGUUUAUCGCAGAGGAACCAGUACUGCCGUACGUGUUUGUGAAGUGAACAUCUUGUCAGUGCGUUGAAGCUGGAGGGUUGUAGUAGUUGUAACAUUCAGCAGCAUGGACUGUGAGGAUGAUUUUGAAGACGAUGACGAACAGGAGGACUGGCGUUCUUGUGACUGGGCUCAACCGGGGAAUCAGGCCCCAAGUCGUCAAAAUUCCAAAAGGGACUCCGAGAUGGAGAAAACACAGCGUCAAAAACAAGACGGCAGCUCAUUCAGUGAUCUUAGUGCAACCAAAGCUAAUGAAGAUGGUAAAGACCUCGUAUCCCGUAUGGCUCUCAACGACAACAAGGCUGGAAUGGAGGGCCUGGACAAGGAGAAGAUCAACAAAAUCAUAUAUGAGGCAUCAAAGGGCUCAAGAUUUUAUGAAAAUGAACUGAAGAAAGAAGAACAAGUAAUCAUCAGGAUAGCUGAGCAGAAAAGGAAGUUUUUGAAGUUGACCAAGAAGAACAUAGAGCAAGGCACAAUAGAGGCAGACAAGUUACUUCACCAGUUGGAAGAAUCCCGGGAUCUUGGACAUACAAUAGUUCAUGUGGACAUGGAUGCUUUCUAUGCUGCUGUAGAAAUGCGGGAUGCACCAAGUCUGAGAAAUAAACCCAUGGCUGUAGGAGGAAUGGGCAUGUUGUCAACGUCCAACUACUUGGCCAGAAGAUUUGGUGUUCGAGCAGCAAUGCCUGGUUUCAUUGCAAAGAAACUGUGUCCAGAUCUUGUAAUCGUUCCAACAAAUUUUGACAAGUAUCGAGCUGUGAGUAAAGAGGUGCGAGACAUUAUGUCAGAGUAUGAUCCCAACUUUUGUCCAAUGAGUUUAGAUGAGGCGUACCUGGACUUCACAGACCACUUGGAAAAAAGACAAAACUUGUCCGAAGCUGAAAGAACACAUACAUUAACCACUGACAGGUGCACUUGUUUGGAACAUUCUGGUGUUGAGAGUCAUGAAAAUGGUAAACCCUCAAGAAGCAAGAGGGAAGUUUCCACUGAAGAAAAUGCUAAUGGUGAACAUUUGGUAAUUGGCAACAGUGAAGUUACGCAGAGUAAGCCAGAAAAAGAUAAUUUUGACAGUGGUGAUGAUAAUGGUGACCAUGGUAAUGAUAAUGGUAACAGUGGUCAUGAUAACGGUGACCGUGGUGAUGGUAACUGUGUCCAUGGUGAUGAUAAUGAUGACAGUGGUGCUCAUAUUUCAACUAUUGGUGCUGCAACAGCAGAACAUGGAUGCCCCCAGUGUGGGAAAGGAGUGGUAAUCAAAGAAGUCAGGACAUUUGGACUUAGUGCCGAGGAAGCAGUGCAUGAAAUGAGGUUCAGAAUACAACAGAAAACAAAUCUCACUGCAAGUGCAGGCAUAGCCCCCAACACAAUGCUGGCCAAAGUGUGCUCUGACAAGAACAAGCCCAAUGGGCAGUAUAUGAUACCAGCCACCAGAGAGGCAGUCAUGGAUUUUGUGAAAGAUAUGCCCAUUAGAAAGGUGUGUGGGAUUGGCAAAGUAUCUGAGAAGAUGCUGAGUGCUCUUGGUGUGACCACCUGUGCUGAUGUGUAUGAGAAGAGGGGGAUAUUGUAUCACCUGUAUUCCCAGGUGUCAUUCAAGUACUUCAUGCAGAUUUGCCUUGGUAUUGGCUCGACGAGAAUUGGCAGAGAUUCUGAGAGAAAAAGCAUGAGUGUUGAAAGGACAUUUCAAGAAAUGAGCAAAACGACUGACCUCUACCAGAAGUGCAGUGAACUGUGUGAAGAACUUGCCAGUGAUCUUAUGCAGGAGAACUUGAGUGGGAAAACUGUGACUCUCAAGCUGAAAACUGUCAAGUUUGAAGUCAAAACCCGCGCCCAGUCCUUAGUUGAGUAUACCUGUGACAGUGACUGCAUUUAUAAAGCUGCACAAGAUUUACUAAGAGCAGAAAUUCUGGCGUGUUCUCCAAAUCCUUUAAGGUUGAGGCUCAUGGGGGUCAGAAUGUCUAACUUCCAGUCUCAAAACGCAAAGAAAGAUCAAAAGCAGACAACACUUGUGAGUUUUCUCAACAAGACUAAAGUGGCAACAGAGGCCAGUGUGAGCAGUGAAGGCUGCCUGGUGAAGGACAAACCCCUGGAAAACCUUUCUGGUUUUAAUUUAAGCUCAUUCAUGAAAGGUGACACUUCAUGUGACAUGGAUUCUGAGGUUGCUGUCAAUUCCUCAAAACCCCUUUCAGAAGAAAAAGCUACUGGGCAUGAAGAACUGGAAAACUCUGCUAGUUUUGUUGGAACUUCGUAUCCCCCAGCUACAUGUACUGCCAGCAGUAAUAGAAAUAGUAUUAAACAGAGUGCAGCAGAUAUGGUUAAAUAUCAGUGUCCUGUGUGUAAUAUCAUUCAACAGUGCAGAAACCUGGAGGAGUUUAACUGCCAUGUGGACCUUUGUCUAAACUCACAAAGUGAUAAUUCUAUAGAAACAGAUAUAAUUGAACCUCGCAGGCAGUGCCGGAGAGUUCAUGCAAAGAAUACAAUAACAGUAUCAGAGUUUGAGACACAAGGGUCAGAUGAUGUUCACACUAAUGAUGCCAGUACAUCUGAAGAGAGUCGCUGCCCGUCCACUGCACCACCAUCCCUAGUGUGUCCUGUGUGUGGCAUCCAGCAGUGGGAUCCAGAUCUGGACAGAUUUAACAGACAUGUGGAUGCCUGUCUCAGCAAAACAACCAUCAAGGAAAUCCUUCAGGAACAGGGAGGAGGUCAUAAAAGAGAAAACUGGACUGGGUUACAGCCAUCAGCCAAACGUAGAAGAAGUGACAAAGCAUUGAAUGGACAAAAUGGCCAGACGCUGGACAAAUUCUUCAUGUGAAAAGUUAUGUAGUUGUAGAAAUGUGGAUAUAAACAGAUGUUUAUUUCAGUGGUAAUUAGGGACAGAUGCAGGUGAUGUGGUUGUACUGCAUGUUAACAACAUACUAUCUGUCAGCCUUGUUUCUGCUCAGGAAGCAUGUAUAACCAUAGUAACAGAGUUUUUUUAUAAGUAAGACCGCUUUCUUUUUGAAUAUUGGUAAUGUCCAAUUUUUUGGUUUUAUCACCAGAUGAGUAGAAAUCAGUGGUGCAGGUGUUUUCCCCUCUUGCCAUCUCUUGAGGGAUAAUUCCUUAUAUAAGUGCAGAGUUAAAUGUUUAUGUGCUAUUGUUAAUUGUAUGCUGCUGUCAUUGUUGUUUAAAAAGUAUUUUAAAAAAUUAAUUCUUAACUAUAGGAUUUAAGUCACUCAUCUAUUCAUACACUACCACCACAAUUCCUAGAGUUUAUGGCCAGACCAAUUCUCCUUUGGUUACAUUAUAUUUGUCUGCAGUCAUUUCAUGGGAUAUGCCAAGUGGUAUGGGUACAUGCAUGAAAAAUAAACUGUAAGGGACAAGUCUGAUAUGGUGCUUGUAACUAGGGUGAUGUGCUACAGCUUGAGAGAAAAUUUUUGAAAGAUUCUGUCUGUAAUUCAGACAUUUCUCUUUAUUACACAAUACAUAUUGCACUCUGCAGUCUUAUCUUUCUAUAUUGUAAAUGUACAUUACUAGUCUCUUUGUCUAUUGUUAUUCUAUAUUGAACUUUAAGUUAAAUUUAGACAGCUUGGUAGAGGUAAAUUGUUUCAUAGUCAUGGAUGUUUCUUAAUUUAUUAUAUCUCAGUGCCAACGUCCCAUCAUCUCAGUGCCAAUGUCCCAUCAUCUCAGUGCCAAUGUCCCAUCAUCUGAACCAUCUGUGCUUGUGUGCUACACCUCUCAGAGGCUUCUUCCUGUUGAAAGCUGUGUCAAGAUAACCCCUAAGUACUAUUAGACUAGAUAAGCUGGUGUAAUUUAUAAACUUGGUCUGGCUGAGGGUUAAAUGUACUCCAUUGAUCUAACCACAGAAGAUUAUUUCAUGUAGUUUUCCCCUGUCUCCUGAAGACCAUCGAUCUGAGUGCUGCUCCCACUUUCUCUACAACCUUUGUCUUAUUUGAAUAAUAAUGUUUGUCUCUUCUCAUCAAUAUUAACACUUGUACUGAAAGCUGAAUGCCCCUCAUUUUCAAAAUACUUAGUAACAUUUUGUAACAAUAACUCCGACUGUGAUCUAAACACUAACAAAUAAAACAGGACUACAAGAAAACUGAGUUAAAUGCACUUUGAUCUAAUUAGCAUUAAAAACCAUACUGAGCUAUCUUUAAAAUUAACUUCUUUCAAGCAUGGCAUUAUUUAAUGUGUGCAAUAUUUGUCAAUAUCAUCCAGGAAUUCUGCCAUCCAUUCCCAAUGCUGAAAUAGGAACUGGCCAAGCACCUUUUGCUGUUCCCAUUGGCAUGGUAUUUCUUCUAAUGAUGUGGAGUUCUCUGGUCAGGAUUAUAUAUUUCUAAGAUCUGAGAUCCAUGCUCAGAUCUUCAUAAUCUUUCAUGGCUCUUGGAAGCUAAAAGGUGGGUAACAAAGAAAGUCGAUUCUUGAACACCUUUAUCUCUUUGCUAUUGAUAUCAGUGGAAUGCUGUCACCAAGCAUGCAGAAGUUUCCUGGAGGUUACAUUGACUGGAUUACUGCCAUUCCAUCAAAAAUGAAGGCAUCACCAGCUUUCAGAAAUUGAUUAAGCAAUCUACCCCUGUCUCAAAUACGUUCUUUUCCCUAGUUUAUUCAUUUCCUGCUUCAUGCUCUUCUUCUUUUGUAGCAGAUUGUUGAAGCUACCACAGGGUCAAAAGCUGGGGACGAAAGAAGUGGUAUUUGCUCAUAAGGCUGA